Molecule: messenger RNA, 1587 nt
Organism: Australozyma saopauloensis
Lineage: Eukaryota; Fungi; Ascomycota; Pichiomycetes; Serinales; Metschnikowiaceae
Exons: 1
Coding region: 1-1587 (528 amino acids)
Source: RefSeq, a predicted model, not a curated record
AUGACCAUCCAUGAUCUUACCCUCCUUGACCCAACCUCCUGGAGAAGGAGCCUCGUGGUUUUGCUUGUAUUGGUUGAUUCUGUCCACCAUGACUGGUCUGAAGGACUUAAUCAAACCUUGGACUGGCCAAGCAGCGGCAUCACCCAAGGCACAAAUAGUGUGGCCCUCAAUUUCCUUUGUCAACUCGAGAAUCAUGUCGAUUUCUUUCUCAGUGGCUUGACCGGAGACGAAUCUGUCCAUCAUCUUCAGCAACCAAGUGGUUCCCUCUCUACAUGGGGUACACUGACCACAAGACUCGUGCUUGUAGAAAGCGGAAAAACGUUGGAUAGCUCUGAUAAUGUCGGUUUGCUUGUUCAUGACAAUGACGGCGGCAGUACCCAAACCGGAACCAACAUCCUUCAAGGCAUCGUAAUCCAUCAAAACGUUCUCACAAACGUCCUUAGUCAUGAUAGGGACGGAGGAACCACCUGGGAUGACACCCAACAAGUUGUCCCAUCCGCCUUUAAUACCACCACAGUGCUUCUCCAACAACUCCUUCAAAGGAAUGGACAUUUCUUCCUCAACAGUACAUGGCUCAUUGACGUGACCGGAGAUACAGAACAAUUUGGUUCCGGAGUUUCUCUCACGACCAAAGCCUGCGAACCAGUCACCACCUCUUCUCAAAAUGGUUGGAGCAACAGCAACGGUCUCGACAUUGGCAACAGUGGUUGGUCUACCGAACAAACCAACACCGGCAGGGAAUGGAGGCUUCAAUCUUGGCUUACCGGCCUUACCCUCUAUGGACUCAAUGAGCGCGGUCUCCUCACCACAAAUGUAAGCACCCAUACCUCUGUGGAUGUAGACAUCAAAGUCGUAACCGGAGCCACAAGCGUUCUUACCAAUCAAGCCAGCCUUGUAAGCCUCGUUGAUGGCCUCCUGCAACACAACGGUUUCGUUAUAGAACUCACCACGGAUGUAAAUGUAGGCGGCAGUAGCGUUCAUACCUCUACCAGCCAACAAACAGCCCUCAACCAACUUGUGAGGGUCCUUUCUGAUGAUCUCACGAUCCUUACAGGUACCAGGCUCACCCUCAUCGGCAUUAACGACCAAGUAACGAGGACCUGGGUUCUUGUCCCAUCCUGGAGGGUUCAUGAACGACCACUUGAGACCAGAUGGGAAACCAGCGCCUCCACGGCCUCUCAAGCCGGAUUUCUUCAUCUCGUCGAUGAUCCACUUGUCACCCUUCAAGAUGAUCUCUUUUGUUUUGUGCCAAUCACCCAUUUUUUGGGCGCUCUUCAAGUUGUGGCCGUAAGUUCCGUAUACGUUUUGGAAGAUUCUGUCAGUGUCCUUCAAACCACCGUGAACCCUGUUAGGGUUCAGCGCAGCAUCUGCAGCGGUGGCAAGACAUCUGGUGGCCUUCGCCGAGUUUCUCAAGUUGCGAAGCAUCGUUGUCCGUCAAUGACACGCCUGUUGGUUUUCGGGGUUGCGAGUAGGUGGGAGGUGAAGGGGAGUGUGCCUAGUAGUAAUUCUGCCGCUACGAUUGGCUGGAGGGACUGGCGGCGAGGAGAUGGGAUCGAGCGUCUUAAAUUUGCGGAGAGAAAAAAAUAG